Molecule: messenger RNA, 828 nt
Organism: Setaria italica (foxtail millet)
Lineage: Eukaryota; Viridiplantae; Streptophyta; Magnoliopsida; Poales; Poaceae
Product: phytochrome A-associated F-box protein-like
Exons: 2
Coding region: 1-828 (275 amino acids)
Source: RefSeq, a predicted model, not a curated record
AUGCAUCAGCAUGGCAUUAGAGCACAGGCACUCUAUCGUGUGAAUGUCUCUUCAAGCUGCUCACGCACCCGGGCCUCCUCCUCCCAUCUCCGUGGAAUUUCGAGAGCGAGCACGCCGCCGAUCGCGCCACCCACCCACCCAUGGGCGAGCACCGGGCGGAGGAGGAAGGCGCCCGCAUCCUGGGCGGCGCUGCACAAGCUCUCCGUCUGCUGCCCGAGGCUCCUCCGCGUCGGGGUGCUCCUCGAGCCCACCGGCGACUUUGGCCUCAAGCUCGACAUCGGGCCCGACGUCCCCAUCCGUGCCCUCGAUGGUGACUCUAUCGCAGCCGCCUUUGUCGAGGGGCUCGAGGCCACGGCCACGUCCCGCAACCGCACGGCCGACAUCGCGGCCGACGCCGUGGCCCAGGGCGGCGCCGGCAACUCCACCGACGCCGCAUGGUCGCUCUACGAUGACAUGUACCUGGACGUGGCCUGCGACUGCUCGUCUGAGCCGCAGAUCCCGCCUGCUGUCGCUGCCCCGGACCCUGGCACGCCACCGGCCGGGCCGACGAUCCGCGACGCGAAGGAAGAGGAGGAAGCAGCCGCCACCGAUGCCUCCUGCAGCGUGGCCCGGUGCGGCGUGGUGGCCGGGAGCCGGCGGCACCCGCGGCGGUGGCUGGGCACGGUGGGCGCGCACCUAGCGUCAGGGUCUUGGACGCUGAGCCGUGAGCAGAGGAACAAGCUCCUGGCCAGCCGGUUCCGCGGCGACCAGCUGUGCGACUGGCUCGGGUGCGUGCACGCCGAGGAGUGCCGCAAGUACAUGGCCUUCCGCGGCGAUGUCCAGCGGUGA